AUGAGGGAUGGUAAAUGUAAGAGAAACUUUCCGAAAGAGUUUUCUGAGUGCACCGUGCAAGGAAAAGAUGCAUACCAUGUUUGCAGCGAACGCAAUAAUGGACGACGCAUACGCAAGAGUGAGAGUUUUGAAGUAUAUAAUAGGAUGGUUGUGCCUUAUAGCCCUUGGUUAUUACAAAAGUAUGAUUGUCAUAUAAACGUAGAAAUUUGCAGUAGUGUGGAUAAUGUUAAAUAUCUUUACAAGUAUGUGUAUAAGGGUCUGGAUUAUGUAUCUUUCGGAGUGCAACCAGAAGACCACGACGAGAUAACAAGGUACAAAAAUGCAAGAUGGGUUUGUGCUCAAGAUGCAAUGCGGAAGAUCUUUAGCUUUCCUCUUUACAAGGUCUAUCCUUCGGUAGUGAGAUUACAGAUACAUCUUCCCAAUCAACAGAGUGUCAGGUACUAUGAUUACCAAAUGUUAGAUGAAAUUUUGUCCGAUGAGAGGAAUUUGAGAACAACUUUGACAGAGUUCUUUGUGACAAAUGCUUGCGAUCCUAGAGCGAGAGAGUUCUUAUACCGUGAAUUUCCAGAGCGCUAUUGUUGGGAUACAAAAUCCAAAGAAUGGAGAAGAAGACGAAGUACGCAGAAGUCUAUAGGGAGGGUUUAUACGGUACCUUCAUGUGCAGGAAAGGUGUGGUUCUUAAGACACAUUCUGAACCACAUCACAGGUCCUACUUCUUUUGAUGAUCUAUUGUUUGUUGAUGGAGAGAGAUGUCGGACAUUCAAGAGAGCUGGCGAAAAACUGGAACUCUUAGAGAAUGAUCAGAGUGCGAGAGCGUCUUUGGCUGAAGCAACAACAGUAAAGAUACCGUCUUCUCUGAGAAGAAAAAUUUCCUCUAUCUUGAACUUUUGUAAUCUAUCAGGCGUGAGAGAAUUGUGGGAUUAA
Molecule: messenger RNA, 924 nt
Organism: Papaver somniferum (opium poppy)
Lineage: Eukaryota; Viridiplantae; Streptophyta; Magnoliopsida; Ranunculales; Papaveraceae
Exons: 1
Coding region: 1-924 (307 amino acids)
Source: RefSeq, a predicted model, not a curated record